Molecule: messenger RNA, 2750 nt
Organism: Klebsormidium nitens
Lineage: Eukaryota; Viridiplantae; Streptophyta; Klebsormidiophyceae; Klebsormidiales; Klebsormidiaceae
Source: the annotation of a GenBank genome assembly
AACGAGUGCGCAAAGCCCUCAAGGAGGCAGAGGUGUUCACCCCGGUCCGUAGCCUCACGCUCACGCAGGACGAGGCCGAAGCUGCCGCAGAGCGGGUCAGGGGUGUUUCGGAGUGGUUGCCUCGGCUCUCUGCGGUCCUCCGGGAAGCGCCGCCGCGCGUGUUCGACGAGCAGACGGUUCGGCACGUGCGGGGAUUGGCCGUGCCGGAGGACAAGGGCGGCGUGCGAGAGUGUCGGCCGGGCUGCGAGUGCCGAGAUCGUUUGGAGUUCAGGGAGGGGUCGGAGGAGGAGCUCGAGAGUGCCGCGCAGGCCGUGAAACGGUGCGCGGAGCCACCGCCGGUCACGGACGUCGAGCGAGGGGAGCGAGAUUACGCCAGCAGGAGGGGUAAGGGCUUCGACGCGCAUCCGAAGGUGGACUUGUUUAGCACGGCCGAGCAGCCGGCGGACUCGUUCGAGGAGGGUUCGGUUCCGGUGUGCGUGGAGUGCGUGGGGUUGUGUGUGCACGGGGAUAGCGGACCAUCGCAAUCGGCUCCGGUGCUCAGCCUCUUCGCCAAGGGCGUGCAGCGAACGGUGCCCAGGGUCCUCCGAGCGGACGAACGGGUCCACGACCCCGUGAUCAUUGCUCUGAGGAACCCACUGCGGUUGAGCCAGAUGGGGUACUCCGACUUUAAGGAGUUGGGCGCUGGGGGCAGACUCCUAGCCCCCUGCCCGAAAGCCCCACCACCUUGUCUCACGACGUGGAGGCUCACGCCGGAGAAGGGCGUCACUAUCUACGACGCGCAGUGGACCCUCGAGACGCAGGUGUACCACUACACGUGCGAUUGCGACAAGAGGCACACGGUCCACUUUGACGGCGAGCACCUGAAGCUGUACACCCACAGCAGGGGCAUCAUCCUGACCCAGCGGUGCUGCGAGACGUUGCUGGCGGGCCUGCAGGGUGGGAGCAACUUCAGCCGACAGAGCAAUCUGUUCAAGGGCGUGAGCUCGAAGUUCGGGCCAUCCCCGAGGCUCGAUGAGGGAAGGUUGCGAGAGGCCGCCAUGGGCUACUUUGCGCUGAAGCAGAAGCACGAGGAGCCGCGCUGUUGUUCCCUCUGCGGGCCUCGUCCCGAGUAUCUGAUAUGCGACGGGCUCUUUGGGUUGGCGAACAAGGACGGCAGCGAGCGCAAGGGGGGCAUUGCUUCCACUACGCAGAACAAGCGAGCCACUUUCACUCAUCCGGACAAGAGGAAAGGCACGUCGGGAAACGACGUGCCCUUCCAGAAGACGCGAACCGCGGGCGUGCACUAUUCGGGGGUCAGCCCGGGCGGCCUGUACGUAGUGAGGCGGGUGGUUCCGGAGCCCAACCUUCGGAUGCUGCUGGCGCGCUUGAGCCAGCAUCGGCCGUCCGCUCAGCACGACCCCGAUGAGGGGCCGAACAAUCCUCCUACAAGGGGUCGGCCUUUAGACGUGAACGACUACUACGGUGUGCUGCUGGGGGGUCUGACGGCGAAGGGGCACGUUGCGAUGCGACGGUUGGUCGAGGGGAUCGAGGCCGAGGCAGAAGUGGGGCAUUCGCCCGGGAGAAUCUUGAUCGAAUUCCCCGAGCGGUGGAAAGAGAUCAUGUACGAUCUCAACAGCCACGACGAGGACUGUAAGAUCCUGCAGACGAAAAGCGCCCUCAGGGUGGCUAGACGGAUCCUGCUCGGCGAGUUGGUCACCGAGCAGGAUCGGCUGGAUUGGGGGGAAGACAGCCCGAUCCUGCGCCGGCUCCUCGAUUCGUACGAGGGACGGUUGCCGUGGUUCUUCAUGGGCGUGUUGAAGGUGCUGUACAGGUCGAGCAUUUAUGGGAGAGGGGGCAUUGCGUAUCCCAAGUGGACCGGAGAGGCGUGGCGGAUCUUCCAUGACGCGUCGUGGUGGUGUGGCCACCCGAACCCACCCCCCCCAGAUCCCGAGAAAAUAGCGGCGGCGCAUAAGGCGAUGGAGGCGCUCGAACUUUUGUCCCUCGAUGCGGAGCUGCUGGGCGACGCCGAGCGGGCGCUGCUCUCGGAGAAUUUGGGGAUGACGGGGCCGCCGCUGAAUGAGUUCACUUCGGACGGGGAGGACCUGUGCUGGUACCCGUUUUGGGAGAAGAAGCGGCCGCUGCCUUUCUACCCGGAAUUCGAGAAGGAGAGCGGAAUUUCUAGGACGGCCGAGGCUCGGUGUGCGGGGAACGCGUCUGCGGACAAUCAGCAGAAAAAGCUGCCUCACACCCGCGGGCUAUACGUGUGGUGCUGCCCGCAUCGAGUACUCUACGGCAUCCACAUCAUGCUGCGGGGAGAGAGCCCCAGGGAUCCGUUCGCGGUGCUGUACACCCGCUUCAACCGAGACGAGCUGCCGCGGGUGCUGAUCAACGACUGCUCCUGUUCGGAUCAGAAUUACUGCUUCAGGAGGGAGCCCACGUUCUUUUCGAACGUCCGCUUCGUCAUCGACAAGUUCCACUAUGGAAAAGCGGAGGGAGAGAUCCACCUCUGCGGGCCCACGAACAGCAGUCAUUACUACAGUCUGCUGACCCAUGUGAACACGAGCGCUUGUGAGAGCGUGAACAAUUUCCUCAACCGCUUCACCACGAUCGGGUGGUUUUCGAAGCUGGAGAACAUGAUGAUUCUUCUGCCCUUACUGAUAACCGCUUACAACGCGGAUUUGAGUAGAGUAGACGAUCACACGAUCAGGACAGCGUGUAGACGUAGCGUAUGGACUUCCGACAUUAGAGACUUGGUGUUUCUGCAAUACUAA